UCUAUCAGAUUCAUUAAGUACAUGGAACCAGCAAACCACACAGCUGUUUCAGAAUUCCUUCUCCUGGGACUGACAGAUGACCCAGCCCUGCAGCCCCUCAUCUUCAGCCUGUUCCUGACCAUGUACCUGGUCACCAUCCUGGGGAACCUGCUCAUCAUCCUGGCUGUCAGCUCUGACCCCCACCUCUACACCCCCAUGUACUUCUUCCUCUCUGCUCUUUCCUUUAAUGACAUCUGUUUGAGCUCAAGCACAAUCCCAAAGAUGCUGGUGAACAUCCAAAGACAGGAUCGGAGCAUCACCUACACAGGCUGCCUCGCCCAGGCCUGCUCUGUCAUCCUUUUUGUAGUCUUGGAAAAUUUCCUCCUUGCAAUGAUGGCCUAUGACCGCUAUGUGGCCAUCUGCUACCCCCUGAGGUACACAGCCAUCAUGAACCCUCGCCUCUGUGUCCUGAUGGUUCUGCUCUCUGCGUUCAUCAGUACCAUGGAUUCCCUGUUCCACACUCUGAUGGUGCUGCGGCUGUCCUUCUGCUCAGACAUGGAAAUCCCCCAGUUCUUCUGUGAGCUUGCUCAGGUCCUCAAGCUCUCCUGUACCCAAACCCUCAUUGAUAACAUCCUGAUCUAUGCUGCAUCUUUCCUAUUUCUUGGAGUUCCCCUCUCUGGAAUCAUUUUCUCUUACGUUCACAUUGUGUCCUCUGUCUUGAGGAUGCCAUCAUCAGGAGGAAAACACAAAGCCUUUUCCACCUGUGGGUCUCACCUGUGUGUUGUCUCCCUGUUCUAUGGGACAGGUUUGGGGGUGUACUUUAGCUCUGCAGUGACUGCCUCUCCCAGGAAGAUUGCAGUGGCUUCAGUGAUGUACUCUGUGGUCCCUCAGAUGAUGAACCCCUUUAUCUACAGCCUGAGGAACAAGGACGUGAAAGAGGCCUUGAGGAAGCUCAUGGGUAGGAUGGCUUCUUUUCUGUGA
Marmota monax (woodchuck) is the source of this 960-nucleotide messenger RNA. RefSeq names its product olfactory receptor 7G2-like. The transcript has a single exon. Gene Ontology annotation, biological process: G protein-coupled receptor signaling pathway. Gene Ontology annotation, cellular component: membrane. The record is from RefSeq and is a predicted model, not a curated record. Gene Ontology annotation, molecular function: G protein-coupled receptor activity; olfactory receptor activity. Lineage: Eukaryota; Metazoa; Chordata; Mammalia; Rodentia; Sciuridae. Bases 22 to 960 code for a protein of 312 amino acids.